Oikopleura dioica is the source of this 654-nucleotide messenger RNA. The record is from the annotation of a GenBank genome assembly. Lineage: Eukaryota; Metazoa; Chordata; Appendicularia; Copelata; Oikopleuridae.
AUGCCGGAAAAACUCACUUUUACAAUACCAAGGAUUGAUUUUCAGCUCCUCAAAAACAGAGAUGAAGAGACGACCAAAGCUUUUCUAGCGGCUAUCACAGAUGUUGGCUUCUUCUUCGUCAAAAAUCACGACGUCCCGAAAGAUCUAAGCGAUAGAUUGGAGCAUCUUUCUGAGAAUUUUUACAACACAACAUCGGAAGAAAGGAACAAAGUAAAGGAGUUUGACGGGAAGUUGAAGACCGAGGGCUCUGUUUUCAAUGAGAAACCAUUUCUGAAUUCACCAUUAGUAGAUUUACAGAACGAUGGAUCAAUCGAACUGAACGGUAGCGAAAUCGACAAUGUCUUCCACGAUUAUUUCGAUGAGAUUUGCACUUUGGGUCUCUUUCUACUUGAGAAAUGCGAAGAGUACAAAGACGUCUGGUAUCCAGUAGAAGAGGAAAUUGAAGGCUGCCUUUCUGUCAAUAUUGGAAAGAUGAUGGAAAAUCUUUUGGACGGAAAAGUUAAAGCCGUCCUUCAUCGAGUGAAGCCAAGUCCCGAUCACACUCGCUAUUGCUGGCCUGUUUUUCUAGGGCCUGAUCAAAAUCGCCGCACAACCACUGUCGUCAGAUUUCUCCGGUUCACUCACCGGGGAGUUUACAACCAAGAAGAUCAUUGA